Messenger RNA from Raphanus sativus (radish), 1478 nucleotides. RefSeq names its product actin-1. Gene Ontology annotation, cellular component: cytoplasm. NCBI's taxonomy places the organism in Eukaryota, Viridiplantae, Streptophyta, Magnoliopsida, Brassicales, Brassicaceae. The transcript is spliced from 5 exons. The record is from RefSeq and is a predicted model, not a curated record. Bases 137 to 1270 code for a protein of 377 amino acids.
ACCGGAAAAAGAGGAGCAAAGCCAUUUUGACCCGUUUUAUAUUUUUUUACUGCUUCGCCAUUCGUUUUGGUUUGUGUUCCUCUUAGACAGAUUGUUUCUCCGAGAUUCUUCCUGCCGCGAAAAAAGAAAGUAGAAAAUGGCUGACGGUGAGGACAUUCAACCCCUUGUCUGCGACAAUGGAACUGGAAUGGUUAAGGCUGGUUUUGCUGGAGAUGAUGCACCCAGGGCUGUGUUCCCAAGUAUCGUUGGCCGUCCUCGUCACACGGGAGUGAUGGUUGGGAUGGGACAGAAGGAUGCUUACGUUGGUGAUGAAGCUCAAUCCAAGCGUGGUAUCCUAACCCUCAAAUACCCUAUUGAGCACGGCAUUGUCAACAACUGGGAUGACAUGGAGAAAAUCUGGCAUCAUACUUUCUACAAUGAGCUCCGUGUUGCUCCCGAGGAGCAUCCCAUUCUCCUCACCGAAGCACCUCUCAACCCAAAAGCUAACCGCGAGAAGAUGACUCAGAUCAUGUUUGAAACUUUCAAUGCUCCGGCUAUGUAUGUAGCCAUUCAAGCUGUCCUGUCACUUUAUGCUAGUGGUCGAACUACUGGUAUUGUGCUCGACUCUGGAGAUGGUGUGAGCCACACGGUCCCUAUCUAUGAGGGUUACGCUCUUCCUCACGCCAUCCUACGUCUCGAUCUUGCUGGUCGUGAUCUAACAGAUGCUCUGAUGAAGAUUCUCACGGAGCGUGGUUACUCUUUCACCACAACAGCUGAGCGUGAAAUUGUCAGAGACAUUAAGGAGAAGCUCUGCUACAUUGCUUUGGAUUAUGAGCAGGAGCUUGAGACGGCUAAUACCAGCUCCUCAGUGGAGAAGAACUAUGAGUUACCUGACGGCCAAGUGAUCACCAUUGGAGCUGAGAGGUUCCGUUGCCCAGAGGUUCUUUACCAGCCAUCCAUGAUUGGUAUGGAGAAUGCUGGUAUCCAUGAAACCACAUACAACUCCAUAAUGAAAUGUGAUGUGGACAUCAGGAAGGACUUGUAUGGAAACAUUGUGCUCAGUGGUGGAACCACUAUGUUCCCUGGGAUUGCUGAUAGGAUGAGCAAAGAGAUCACUGCUUUGGCACCGAGCAGCAUGAAGAUUAAAGUCGUUGCACCGCCUGAGAGGAAAUACUCUGUCUGGAUUGGAGGGUCCAUCUUGGCCUCUCUCAGUACCUUCCAGCAGAUGUGGAUUGCAAAGGCGGAAUAUGAUGAGUCAGGCCCGUCCAUUGUUCACCGGAAAUGCUUUUGAGUCUGAAGUCAAGUCUGAUUCCGGAGAAGCCAUGGGGGUUUUCCAAUUCAUCCUUACUGGGUUUUAUCUUUGUUCUCUACUGCUAUUUGUACUUCUUCAAAAAUUUCAGAUUCUGGCCUAAAGACAUUUUGAAGCACUUACAGUAUCUUUUUGUAGUAUGGAUACUUUUUUACUCUUGUCAGUGAAUAAGAACACCUAUUUUCCUCAA